AAGCGAUGGGUGGGUGGGAGAGACUGAGGCUGCUCCUUUCUGGGAGUGUCGUGGGGUCCCGCUUACUCCUCGAGCGAAACUCAGGGUGCUGUUGAAGGUUGGCUGGGCCUAACUUCAAGGACUGGAUCUUGGCCUAGAACUGUGGUGGCUAUUGGGGUGUAUCCUGUAGGUUGCGAGAUGGCUGCGACCACAUCCUCGGGGGAGGGAAGGCCAGGAAGAGUAGUAGUAACUUCAGCUGGAAGUUUGGAUAUGAUGGAAGAAUUGCACAGCCUGGAUCCACGACGACAGGAACUAUUAGAGGCCAGGUUUACUGGAGCAGGUGUUGCUAAGGGUCCCUUGAACAAUGAAUCUUCCAAUCAGAGUUUGUGCAGUAUGGGUUCCCUGAGUGACAAGGAAGUGGAGACACCUGAAAAGAAACAGAAUGAUCAGCGCAACAGAAAAAGAAAAGGCGAACCACUUGAAACGAACCAAAACAAAAUUAUUCCCAGGGGACAUAAAAUUAGUGACUACUUUGAGUUUGCUGGUGGAAGUGGUCCAGGAACAAGCCCUGGGAGAAGUGUGCCACCAGUAGCACGAUCUUCACCACAACAUUCCUUAUCUAAUCCCUUACCUCGGCGAAUGGAGCAACCACUUUACGGAGUAGACAGCAGUGCAGCCAAGGAAGUGCCAGAGGAGCCUUCUGCUGCCCCAACUCUGGUAUCAACAAUGAUGGCAAAACAACGGCUAGAGGGCGAGCAGCUGGCACAGAGGGGUACAAGCCUCUGUUUUCCAUUUGCUUCGACCCAGCAAGGCAGCCCCUCAUCUGCGGUUUCAGGAAACACAGAGCAUUCCUGCAGCUCUCAAAAACAGAUUUCCGUCCAGUACAAACAGACUCAGUCUGAUCUUACAAUGGAGAAAUUAUCUGCAUUAGAAAACAGUAAGAACUCUGAUCUGGAGAAAAAAGAAGGCAGAAUAGAUGAUUUAUUAAGGGCAAACUGUGACUUAAGACGACAGAUAGAUGAACAUCAGAAAAUGCUUGAGAAAUACAAAGAACGGUUAAAUAGGUGUGUAACAAUGAGCAAGAAGCUACUUGUAGAAAAGUCAAAACAGGAAAAGAUGGCUUGUAGAGAUAAGAGUAUGCAAGAUCGGUUGCGUUUAGGUCACUUUGCUACAGUCCGGCAUGGAGCCUCUUACACAGAACAAUGGACAGAUGGCUAUGCUUUCCAAAAUUUAAUCAAGCAGCAAGAAAGGAUAAAUUCCCAAAGGGAAGAAAUAGAAAGGCAACGGAAAAUGUUAGCAAAACGAAAACCACCUGCCAUGGGCCAGGCUCCUCCAUCUACUACUGAGCAAAAGCAACGCAAGAACAAAACCAAUGGAGCAGAAAAUGAGACGUUAACAUUAGCGGAAUAUCAUGAACAAGAGGAAAUAUUUAAACUCCGACUAGGUCACCUUAAAAAGGAAGAAGCUGAGAUUCAAGCAGAAUUAGAGCGAUUAGAACGGGUUAGAAAUCUGCAUAUUAGAGAAUUGAAAAGGAUACAUAAUGAAGAUAAUUCACAGUUUAAAGACCACCCAACACUAAAUGAUAGGUAUUUGUUGUUACAUCUCCUAGGCAGAGGAGGAUUUAGUGAAGUAUAUAAGGCAUUUGAUUUAACAGAACAGAGGUAUGUAGCAGUAAAAAUCCACCAGUUAAAUAAAAACUGGAGGGAUGAAAAGAAAGAGAAUUACCACAAGCAUGCUUGUAGGGAGUACAGAAUUCAUAAAGAGCUGGAUCAUCCUCGCAUAGUUAAAUUGUAUGACUAUUUCUCAUUGGAUACUGACUCAUUUUGUACAGUAUUAGAAUACUGUGAGGGGAACGAUCUGGACUUCUACCUGAAACAGCACAAAUUAAUGACAGAGAAAGAAGCCCGAUCUAUAAUCAUGCAGAUUGUAAAUGCAUUAAAAUAUUUAAAUGAAAUCAAGCCACCUAUUAUUCAUUACGAUCUCAAACCAGCCAUUGCCAGGUCUUGUCCUAUCUGCUUUGCCUCCUAUUUCUUUAAUGUACUAGCCAUUGUGCUUGAUAUUGCCAGCUUGAAGGAUGCCCAGGGGUUUGUAGUGAUUGUCUUCAUCUAG
Thamnophis sirtalis is the source of this 2088-nucleotide messenger RNA. NCBI's taxonomy places the organism in Eukaryota, Metazoa, Chordata, Lepidosauria, Squamata, Natricidae. The record is from RefSeq and is a predicted model, not a curated record.